AUGAUGGACGACCAAAAACAAGCCAAAUCUAUGAACUUUAUUAAGAUCGGCGGGGGCAAAUCUGACUCGAGUAAUAUCUCAGACAAUUCAUCGUCUUUAAAGCUGCAAUCACCACGAGAGAUCAACGAGUGCGCGAUGCAUAUGCCUGGAAGCACAGAAAAAUUUAAUUGUCAACAGAGAGAACCGCCAUCACAACCUUUGAGCUCAGAUGAAGUAAGAAUAAAGAUGAGCGUUGAAGACAUUGCUCAAACGAUCGCGAGUCAACUGGAUGGACAAAACGAGAACAACGCGACAUUCCUUUGUCUAGAGGGAAUAAUCACAGAUGGCGAAAGUGACAGUUCAAGACGCAGGAUAUUUAGUAAAAAGAAAUCGUACUGGAAAGCACGUCUCAGUAAGAUUGUUCAACAAGCACUGAAGAUGUGUGGAUUAGCUGCCGUGGCGUCUAUUGCAGUCCCAUUGAUUGCUGGUAAAAAAAUUUUUAGUCGUAGUAAGUUCUAUUUUUGUAAUUCUGCAUAGUUAUUUCACUUCUCGUAGCAUGAUUUCCUUAUCGAUAAACUACUUUUUCAAAGUUUGUCCUUUUCGCACAUGGUUAAAACGUGUUUGACAAGGUUUGCGUUCAAAGUGAGCAUCUAAAAAUUUCGUCAAAUCUUUCGUUUAUUGCCCUCAAACCAAUUUCAUUUGAAGAGAUUUUUUUUCAUAGAGACAAUCUGUAUCUAACGUGAUAAAAAUUGGGAACCGACCAUUUGACUUUUGAGGGGGGGUAUGGGUGAUUUUGUUUUGGUAAGAUUAUUUUCCCAAACCUCUGUGAUAGAAUUUUUUUUCCUGACAAACAACGAUAGGAAUUUUUUUCCAGCAUCAUACGCGACGAAGGUUUGUUUUCAAACCGAAACACUGGGCAAUUUGUUUAAAUAUAUAUAAUAUAUAUUUUUUACUCUUUUGUUUUUACUUCUUCAUCGCCUUGUCGUAAGGAUCAGUUUGCCGUUUCAUAUUUUCCUAAGAGAGAGAGCCUCGGAACGAGUUUGCCAUCGUAUUCACUGAAUACGUGUGGUUCCGUGUGGACAGAAGCUGUAUCCGGAAAGAAAAAGUUGAGGAUUCAAAAUUAUCGGGUUACGUGUGGACGGGGCUUAAUUAUAUUUAUAGCCCUUGAAAAGUGUAAAAAAAAAGACUGCGAAAUUGUUUAAACUAUUCAGGGACAGGGUUUUUGUCCACUGAAAAAUGAAUUGAAAUUGGUCAAUUUCCUGGAAGAUUCUGUCUAAAUUUUUUAACGAGUCGAAGUUAUCUUCUUGAGCUGGGGUUUCGAAGAAAAUCGGGUAGACUAGAAAUCCCGCGCCUUCCUCAACAAAUAUAUUUAAUGGUUUUGUUUUUAAAAAGUCAACCAAAAGAAUUACUGAACUAAUUUUUUCUGCUUAGGUCUUGGCACGGAUUGCACAGUCCGCCCACUCUCAGUUUUGUCAGGACUGAUAAGACGCGGGCUCAAAAAUUUAAAAAAAAAUGUUCAUAAAAUAUUGUUUCUUUUAGGUGGUGGUGUGCUGACCAUCGUUGUUGCUGGUGUAGCUGGUAUUGUUAGUGUCCCUGUACUUUACGGUCUAAACAAGUAUCGACGAGACGUACCCUUAGAUCGAGACCCAUAUCCUUAUUCUUUUGUUGUGGAAGAAAUUUUCAAAUUGUGUCAAUCUCUCGCUACAAAACUUGCGGCUGCUAGAUUCCUGAGAAAAGACUGUGGCUUGGAAUGCAACAUUGGUCGUAAGGUCCCUGAUGAAGAGGAAGCCAGGGAUUUGGACGCGGAUGGAAGCAGUGCAAACGAUACUUAUACUCAGUCCUUUUCCGAGCACGAAAAUGGCAGCAGAGAUGACCUCUCCGGUCACGUUUCUGCGGAGAAUGUCAGUGAGACAGAUAAUUAUAUUCAGACAGUUGUUUUGAAGGACGAAAUUAAUACAGCAAUAGCCAAAGACAUCGGCAAUCAGAAAAAGUUAGACGUCUUCACAGGCAAUGCCAACGAGACUCCGCCUUACUCAUGUUCUGGAAGAAAGGAACUGGGCUCUCCAACCAGUGAUGUCGUCAAGGUAACAAUACAUCCUUUAACCUUUGAUGAGACAAGUGUUAAACACAACACUCCUGUCGAGCUUUCUUCAGAGAAGGAACCUCAUGAAGAAAGACAAGCAGAUAACGUACGAGAAUGUGAACACCAGGGUGAUUCACGAACAGAACAGCAAACAAGAGGUCAUGCUGACGAGCCAAAUUUCAGUCUGUCAUUAUCUAACCAGGUAGCUGGUUCCUUUGAGGUCUCACAAGAUACGAGUUGUAACAAUGAAAUGCCGGCUUUAUCAGAAAUGGAACUGCUGACUGAGGACUCAAGUAUGGAAGAUGAAGAUUGUAGUGAAGUUGAUGAAAAGGAAUCUGGCGGUGAGACAGCGUCAAAGAUUGCAGAUGGUAGGCAAGCUCUUUCUGAUGAAGAAGAUUUGUAUGGUCGCCGAGAUGUGCAGUCCAUUUUACCGAGAAAAUCAACCUCCGAUACUUUUUGCUGUGUUAGAGAACCCAACGUUGCAAAUGAGAAAUUUGCGAGAUUUAGUCGUCAUAAUCAUUACGAGGUAGACACAAACCAAACCUGGGGUUUAUUGGAGCCAGGGGGGAACAAUGAAGUUAAAACAAAUAUUCGGAUUCAGAUUCAGAAAGAUGAGAAAGGAGAAACCGAUGGUCAGUGGCAUGAUGGAGAGGAAAAGCCUUCUGAUAAAGAAACAAAAAGGGCAAGACGUCGCCGCAAACGAAGAAACAAUAAGCGAGUCACAACUGCCAAUCAUCAAGAUUUGACGGCAGGUGAAGUAAGUGACGAACUGGGUAAGAAUAAGCAAGAGCAAUUAAAUUCCAAUGUCAGCAAGAAAGCUAAAAUUGUGCAGAAUACCUCUCAAAAUGCAGGAGAACUACAAGGCAAAACAACAACGCCCAAAAAAGGUAAACAAGCCGCAAAGACAGCAGCUACCCCCAAUGAAAACGAAACUAAGAUCGCACAGGGAUUUACAGAGAAAACGUCAAGAAAAAAGAAAGACAAAACUAAAAAGGACCCGACCGUGAAACAUGAACUUCAGCCUAACACACCAAAGUUAAAUAUUUCUGGUUUAUCGACAACGAAAAAUGCUGACGUUUCCAAUAGCCCCAACCAGGAAGAGAAACCACAGGCCGGUGACAACAACAGUGGUGGUGGGACCCGUGUGACGAAGAUUAUGGUCAACAAGCAAGAUAAAGACGAGGAUGAUGAAGAUAUGGAUGUUGUAGCACUUUACGAUGAUAUAGAUUAG
Porites lobata is the source of this 3293-nucleotide messenger RNA. NCBI's taxonomy places the organism in Eukaryota, Metazoa, Cnidaria, Anthozoa, Scleractinia, Poritidae. The record is from the annotation of a GenBank genome assembly.